GGUAGGGCGAUAAGAUCUUACCAGCUCACAAACAGCUUUGACAUCGCAUUGCAGCUGUUGGCCUCGUCCUCAAUCUGUUUCUGGUUCAGUCUCGACGCGUGCACUUAGAUUUUUGUCCCGCAACAUGCUGCCAGAGCCUGACAGGAUGAGUGCUUGAGGACAGGAUUGUGCAUGUUGAUGAAUUCGAGAAGGCAAUUCGUAAGAGUGACUUCCAAGAGUUCUGCCACUGUCGAGUAACGUUGGGCGGUAGACAAUUUGCAAUUGAGCGGGUCAAAUUUUGAGUCUACUAGUUACGUGAAUGACGCGUGCCUAAUGAUGCGGGCUGAUGAAGGGAAUACGGUGACCCGCCUGCUCUGGACGUGAGCAUAGGCUAGUUCAAUAAGUCUUGUUCAACACGAAGCAUGUUCAUAGCACGAUCGAAAAUUAUCAAUUGAGGCGUUGUGCAGAGACCACGAAGCGAAGCAGAAGGGUUCACGGAAUGCAAUCGUGUUGUACAUGUCGAUAGGUCUGGGACUGGUGUGUAGGUUUGGUUAGGAAUGAUCCAACAAGGGGAAGUUCUUAGGAACAAUUAGGGGCCUGGGCGUGAGAAGGAUUGAAUAUGCGGACGAAGACGGUAGAUGGAUGGCAGCGCAAGGACCAUUUCCGCUUGAGCGUAAUGAAGACUAUGAAGAAUCUGCGUCAAGCGCGUCCGGGGAUGAUUUUUGGCAUGAUUUUGCUCACGGGAUUAGUAUUGAUUCACCUGCACCUGCACCUUCGACAAGAUUCCUCACAGGCUAGCGAAAACACCGUCAGUGGAUACCUGCCAGGCACGGUACGAGACGAUCAGAUAUUUCAGUGCGAUCGAUCACAAUGGCGGACGGACAUCUGCAACUUGCGCGGUGACGUUCAACUAGAGAUCUGUAACGGCACGAAGGCGUUUGUCCUGUACGCGAAUCAAGCUGUCGAAACCACGCAACUUGUUAGGAAGGAGACGACGAAGCCAUACUCGCGGAAAUGGGAGGAAGAUUCGAUGAGUUCCGUCAAUGAAGUCACGCUGCUCAGGAUGCCAGCCUUAUCACUUGCAGCUCAAGCCACUAGGCGCCCGUGCGAUGUCCGUCACAAGGUGCCGGGCAUCGUCUUCAGCACCGCAGGCUACACUGGCAAUCUUUACCACGAGUUUAACGACGGCAUAAUUCCCUUAUUUAUAACCAGCCAACACCUGCGUCGGGAAGCCGUGCUCAUUAUUUCGAGCUUUCACAAUUGGUGGUAUUCGAAAUACCGAGAAGUGAUAGAACAGAUCACCAAAUAUGAGAUCAUCGAUCUAGAGCGGGACGAACGAGUUCAUUGCUUUCCGGAGAUCGAAACUGGCUUGCACAUCCACGGUGAGUUAAGCAUCGACGCAAAUCGAAUGCCUCUCAAGGAAGGCAUUCAAGAGUUCCGUGACAUGCUCAAUCGAGCCUACAAGCCCGGACCAGAGGAUGAACACAAGAUUAGAGCUAGAUUAAAAAACAAGAUAAAUCCGCGCUUAACCAUCAUUGUACGACAAGGGACCAGGAAGCUGCUGAACCUGGACGACGUGAUUCACCUGGCGGAGCGCAUCGGGUUUAAGGUCCAUCUGUUAACGCCGGACCCCACCAUGGAGCUGAAGAAGAUCUUCUGGUUGCUCAACAACACAGAUGUGCUGCUGGGCGUUCAUGGGGCCGCCAUGACCCACUUUCUAUUCAUGCGCCCGGGGAGCGUGUUCAUCCAGAUCGUCCCGCUCGGCACGGACUGGGCCGCGAAUGAGUACUUCGGAGAGCCGGUGAGCAAACUGGGGCUCAAGUACAUGCCCUACAAGAUCCAACCUGAUGAGAGCUCUCUCAGUGACAUAUACAACGCCACGGAUCCUGUCUUAGUCGAUCCUGAUCGCAUCACGCAAAGAGGGUGGGGCGAUCUGAAGAAGAUCUACCUGGAGGCACAAGAUGUGCGUCCAUCGCUGCAUCGCCUGCGGCAAGUUCUGCAACAAGCGAAGCAGGAUUGCAGACCUUUGUCUCACGAGAACAACACAUCCAGGAAGAGUAGAUUCAUGAAACACUGAAACUGAUCCAUCCCCAUCAUCAGAUUCAACACUGCAUGAAAAAAAUAACGAAACAUCUUUUGGAGCUCAUUCAACCAACACUGCACAGAUCCAUCGGAGCAGAUCCUACACCUCCGUGAUCGAAAUCAUCUAGAUUAGCGUCGCAAGUUCGACUUGGCCAUUGUUUAGAAAGCAGAAACCAAUUCGACGAUGGAUCUUUCGUUCUGUGCUCUGCGGCCACGCACUCUGUACCAUAUCAUUGAAUUCCAUUGAAUUUAACCACCAUUUUUUCUUCUCCCAA
Messenger RNA from Physcomitrium patens, 2336 nucleotides. Its product is annotated as xylan glycosyltransferase MUCI21. Gene Ontology annotation, molecular function: glycosyltransferase activity. NCBI's taxonomy places the organism in Eukaryota, Viridiplantae, Streptophyta, Bryopsida, Funariales, Funariaceae. The record is from RefSeq and is a predicted model, not a curated record.